AAUUCCCUUUUGCCGCCACUCACUUCCCUCAAAAUCUUCAAUCCCCAAACCCUCUCUCCUUCCUCCACCAUCUCCUCCUUCUCCGACGUCGUUUCCUCUGCCUCGUUCUGCUGUGACGGCCUCUUGAUCGCCGCGUCUGACCUCUCGGGUCUAAUCCAAGUGUUCUCUGAUUUUUCACCUGUUAGUCAUGAAAUGUGUGUCACUGGGUCUUAUGAUCAUACGGUUAAGCUUUGGGAUGUGAGAGUGACUGGUUCGAAAACAGUUAUGGAGGUUAACCAUGGAAAACCAGUUGAAAGUGUCGUUUUUUUGCCAUCUGGGGGGUUAGUUACUACUGCAGGUGGGAAUUCGGUUAAGAUCUGGGAUUUUAUUGGAGGUGGGAAGAUGGUUUAUUCGAUGGAGAGUCAUACCAAGACGGUUACUUCAGUUUGUGUAGGGAGAGUUGGGAAGGAGAAUGUUGAGGAAGGGAGGGAGCAUAGGGUUUUGAGUGUGGGAUUGGAUGGGUAUAUGAGGGUGUUCGAUUAUGGGAGGAUGAAGGUCACACAUUCUAUGAGGUUCCCUGCACCACUUAUGUCAAUUGGGUUUUCACCAGAUUGUGGGGUGAGAGUGAUUGGGAGUUCGAAUGGGGUAAUGUAUGUUGGGAAGAGAAAAACGAAGGGGGAGAAUGUGGAGAGUAGUUUGAGAAGCUUUUGGAGUUUAGGUGUGGAGGAGGAGAGAAGGGUUAUGAGGCCUUCCUAUUUUCGGUAUUUUCAUAGAGGGCAGGGUGAUAAGCCUAAGGAGGGGGAUUAUUUGGUUAUGAGGCCAAAGAAGGUAAAGUUGGCAGAGCAUGAUAAGUUGUUGAAGAAGUUUAGGCACAAGGAGGCACUGGUGUCAGUGUUGGGCAUUAAGAAUCCGGAGAAUGUGGUGGCGGUGAUGGAGGAAUUGGUGGCAAGGAGGAAAUUGUUGAAGUGUGUUGAGAAUCUGGAUAAUAUGGAGCUUGGGUUGCUGUUGAUGUUCUUACAAAAGUAUUCUACAGUGCCAAGAUUCUCAGGUUUGUUGAUGGGAUUGACGAAGAAGGUUCUUGAAAUGCGGGUUGAAGAUAUCAGAAGUUCUGAGGCCUUGAAGGGUCAAAUUAGAAACCUUAAGCGGUCUGUUGAGGAGGAGAUACGGAUACAACAUUCUUUGCAAGAGCUACAGGGUAUCAUUUCUCCUUUAUUGAGGAUUGCUGGAAGGGGAUGAACCUUUAUUGCCUUUUUGGUUUUUUAAGAGGUAGUUGUAUUAUUUGAUUACCUGUUUGCAGCUUUCUUGUCAUGACAAUUGAUGUUAUGAAAUUUUGUUUGUGUUAUUAUUCAUUUCGUUUUGUAAUUUUUUGAGGAACUAUAGUUAUUCAAUGAGAUAUAUCAUAUCAAGCUUUUAUUUAUUUA
Molecule: messenger RNA, 1400 nt
Organism: Quercus lobata
Lineage: Eukaryota; Viridiplantae; Streptophyta; Magnoliopsida; Fagales; Fagaceae
Product: protein SLOW WALKER 1-like
Exons: 1
Biological process (GO): rRNA processing; positive regulation of transcription by RNA polymerase I
Cellular component (GO): nucleolus
Molecular function (GO): protein binding
Source: RefSeq, a predicted model, not a curated record